AGGCGGUAAAAACAGUAUGAGCUGACGGCGGUAGGGACUUCGGUUAUCCUAGCUAGUCCCUUUUUAUUUUUGGAGUUUAAUUAGCUUUUAAUAUCUGAAUGUUUGUCAGGAGAAGAAAAUGUCUUCGUCAAGACCUAUAAAGUACCAGAGGCGGGAUAAUCCAAACAGUGAUUUCUGCUGUGUACCUCAAUGCCCAAUGUCAGGGAAGUUCAACUCUACUGUAAGCUUCCACUAUUUCCCAAAGGACGAAACCUCAAGAAAAAUAUGGAUCCGUAAUGUGAGACGUGAGAAUUUGGUAAUUAAGAGGACCACGACAGUCUGUAGUAGACAUUUCCUCUCCACGGAUAUCGUUCAAGGUGGGCGACGACGCUUGAAAGAGGGGGCUGUGCCUGUGUUGUUUGCCUGGAACAACUACUCACCAGACCAAGUGUCUGGGAGAGAACACCACGACCAGAGGAUGCAUUCAAUGAAAAGGAAAAUAUGGAUGCUGGUUUGCUGCUUCAGUGUCAUGAUUAUGAUGCAAAACCAGAACCAUCAGCUUUAGAUAUAGCAUGUGAGAAAAUAGAGGCCCAGCAACUGGUGAUAGAAGAGCUGCAAAAGAGGCUGAAUGCGAUUACACUGAAGCAGUCCUUUAGCCUGCAGAGGUUUCUAGCAUCAGAUGAUGACAUCAGAUUCUAUACCAGAUUUUCCAGCUACCGCCAUCUCCAAGCAUUUUGGAGACAGAUUGAACCUGCAACAAGGAGGAUUGUGCGUGUUGGAAGACGGUCAUCCACAUCCAGCACAACAGCAGCUCCUGACCCUGACAAGGCCACUGAUCUACCUUAUCGACUGAGCCGAUGCCUUCCACUGAUUGAUGAACUGUUCCUGUUCUCGGUGUACCUGUCGCUGGGUUUGAAGGAGAAAGAUCUGGGUGAUCGUUUCAACAUUCAUCAGUCCACCGUCAGCAGGGUAAUCAAAACGUGGGUACAUUUUUUGUAUACCUUAUUGGGCGUCGUUGGGAUAUGGAUGAUUCCUGAGACAAUUAAAGCCACAAUGCCGAGUGUGUUCGGCAAGUACUCUGAUACACAAGUAAUCAUUGACUGUACAGAGUUGAGAUGUCAGAUGCCUUCAUCUUUACUCUUACAGAGUGAGAUGUUUUCACAGUAUAAAUCCCACACUACCCUGAAAGGAAUGAUAGGUGUGUCACCGCAUGGUGCUGUUACCUUUGUGUCCUCAUUGUAUUCUGGCUCUAUCAGUGACAGAGAAUUGUUUCGGCAAUCUGGCAUUGUCCCUCUUUUGGAUAAGGAUAUGGCUGUAAUGGUGGACAAGGGUUUCAGAAUCGAUGACCUUGUGCCCUGCAAAGUUUACAGACCACCUUUUCUAAGUAAAAAGUCACAGCUGUCUCAUGAAGAAGUGUUGGUCACUCAGGAUAUUGCACAGUUAAGGAUACAUGUGGAAAGGACCAUCAGGCGCAUCAAAGAGAACAAACUGUUUGACACCAUUAUCCCUCUGACCAUUGCUGGCAGUAUCAACCAGCUUUUCGCAGUAGCUUGCCUCCUAGCUAACUACCAAAACAAGCCACUGGUCAAGGCUUGGGCGAAAGAACUGACUAUGUGUUAACUUCACAGAGCCAGCCUCUCUGGAUACAUGCACACUGAAUGGGCUGUCAAUAUGCUUAUCUCGGAUCUGCUCUACGGGGUGUUUUACAAAGCAGGAUUUCUCAGUUUAGCCAGAUAAUCCCAAAAUGAAGCCUGUCCAAUAGUCAAAGAGCUGAGGGAUAUUCUUAUUAGACACUUCUCAUCUUUGGUUUUAAGUUAACUGAGAAAUGCUGCUUUGUGAAAUACCCCCCCCCUCCCCGGACUCUCUUACGUUGCAGAUUUGGUAAAUAUUUGAUAUGUUUUUUGUUUGUAUUGCAUUUUAUUGUUGACUUUGAUUGGUUUGUCAAAGUGCCAACUGUUUUCAUUUACUGUCCCCCUGUUCUCUGUUUUUUGUAUAUCUAGUAAAAUGUGAAAUCAAAACGUGCAUACUGUAAAUUACAUGAAAUCAUAAAACAUCUUUUAUAGUCACCAUGAAACAAACUGUAAGAUAUUUUUUA
Messenger RNA from Colossoma macropomum (tambaqui), 2074 nucleotides. RefSeq lists its product as uncharacterized. The record is from RefSeq and is a predicted model, not a curated record. NCBI's taxonomy places the organism in Eukaryota, Metazoa, Chordata, Actinopteri, Characiformes, Serrasalmidae. Bases 481 to 1599 code for a protein of 372 amino acids. The transcript has 3 exons.